Messenger RNA from Lodderomyces pseudojiufengensis, 1581 nucleotides. It is a transcript of the gene DAL7, whose product is annotated as Dal7p. Bases 1 to 1581 code for a protein of 526 amino acids. The transcript has a single exon. Lineage: Eukaryota; Fungi; Ascomycota; Pichiomycetes; Serinales; Debaryomycetaceae. Gene Ontology annotation, biological process: transmembrane transport. The record is from RefSeq and is a predicted model, not a curated record. Gene Ontology annotation, molecular function: transmembrane transporter activity. Gene Ontology annotation, cellular component: membrane.
AUGUCACAAUCUACAGAUGAUACUAAAUCUCAGAGCUCAAUUUUAAGAAAUGAAAAAUUUGAUGAAGUUCAUAUCAUUACAUCAUCGAUCAAUAAGAUAGAUAUAGAUUCAGAUAAUCUUAAAGGAUUUGAAUUAUAUGAAAAAGGUCAAGAUCUUUACAAAGGUGAUGAAUUCGAUGAAGAAGAAAAGAAGUCAUAUUCAAAAGUUUUGAGGAAAGUAGAUACUAGACUUCUUCCUUUAUUAUGUGUUACUUAUACUUUACAAUUUUUGGACAAAUUAUCAUUAAAUUAUGCUGCCGCAUACGGUUUAAAAGAGGAUUUGAAUCUAACAGGGAACAGAUAUUCUUGGUGUGCUGCAAUAUUUAAUUUUGGAUAUUUAUUUUGGGCAAUACCUGGAAAUUAUUUAAUUCAAAGAUUUCCAGUUGGUAAAUAUACUGGGUUUAUGUUAUUUUCUUGGUCAAUCAUAUUAAUUGGACACGUUGGAUUAAAGAAUUAUGGUGGUGCUUUAGUUAUAAGAUUUAUUUUGGGAAUGUUUGAAGCAAGUAUAUCUCCAAGUUGUAUGGCCUUAUGUGGGAUGUUUUAUACAACCAAACAGUCGCCUUUGCGACAAAAUAUCUUUUUAAGCUUCAAUGGAUGGGCUACAAUCAUAGGGGCGUUGCUUAGCUUCGGUUUAGGUCAUGCUGAAAAUUCUAGUUUACCUUCAUGGAAAUUAAUUUUUUUGGUAAUAGGUUUAUUAAACUUUGUUUGGUCAAUAAUUUUCACUUGGCUUUGUCCGAAUUCACCAGAAACUGCUAAAUUUUUAACUGAGGAAGAGAAGAUUGUAUUAAUUAAACACAUAGCUAAAAACAAUCAAGGUAUGAAAGACCAUAAAUUCAAAAUACAUCAAGCUUUAGAAGCAUUAAAAGACUUAAAUGUGUUAAUGCUUGCUGCGAUUGGUUUAGCUAGUGGAGUUAUUAAUGGUGGAUCAUCUAACUUUGCUUCAACUUUAAUAAAGGGAUUUGGAUUCAAUGGUAUAACUACUUCGGCAUUACAAUUGCCUUUGGGUGCAAUAGAGGUAAUUUUCGUUCUUGUUGCAGGUAUAAUUACUUUCACUAUUAAAAACACGAGAUUAUAUGUAUUGUUUGGGUCUUGCAUAGCUCCUUUAGGUGGAUUAAUUGGAUUAUAUGUUAUUCCAUUAGAACAUAAAUGGAACUUAGUAGCCUGUGCAUGGUUUAUGUAUAUAAUCGGCGUUGUAGUGGUCUCAUGCUUCAAUUUAUUAACCAACAACGUGGCUGGGACGUCCAAAAAGACUGUAUCAAACGGAUUAUUUUUUUUGUUUUAUGCAACAGGGAAUAUCAUUGGAGCUAACAUAUUCUAUGCGCGUCAAGCACCAAGAUAUGAAUCAGGUAUUUUGGGUUUAUUAAUCUCAUAUGUUGGAAUAAUGGUCUUAUCUAUAUUGAUAAGGUUGUUAUUAAUGAAAAGAAAUAAUGAUAGAAAUAAAUUGGCAGGACAACAAACUGAAGAACAAGCUCAACAAGCAAUAUUAAAUGGGUUUAAAGGUAUGACUGAUUUUGAAAAUAAAGGGUUUAGAUAUGCUUUGUAA